Molecule: messenger RNA, 480 nt
Organism: Meloidogyne enterolobii
Lineage: Eukaryota; Metazoa; Nematoda; Chromadorea; Rhabditida; Meloidogynidae
Source: the annotation of a GenBank genome assembly
AUGGCUAAUCAACACAUUAGAGAUCUGGACGUUGCUUCCGCGUCAAAAGAAAUUCGGCUAGGAUCUUCGCUUCAAUUGAAAGUUUUUUUGAGGACUUACGAAUUGGAUGUCGACAGCUUUUCCAUGCAAACAAACGUUGUGAAUUAUCUGACAGAGAAUUGCGUAGAUGAUGGAGAGGAAUUUAGCAGUAACUGGAAUUGUGCUCAUUGCGCCCACAAACACUAUGAUGAUUUUGAACAUCUUCUCUCGGUCUCAAUUUCUUAUGAUGCAGCUGUAGAUUUCUGUAAUGAAUUAUACGAAAUUGUUAUGAACAAGCGCUUUGACAAAAACCAUUUACUUGCUGAAUGGAAGGGCCGCUGGGAUAAGGAGGUUUGUAAAAGUCGGGCUGGUGUUUCCUCUUUUUUCUCAUUCUUUCAUCUCUCUAGAAAAAGAAGGGAAGUCCAUUUUCGUAUUUUAGAGUUUGCCAAUCGAAUGUGCUGA